Messenger RNA from Drosophila suzukii, 349 nucleotides. RefSeq names its product neuropeptide-like protein 31. Lineage: Eukaryota; Metazoa; Arthropoda; Insecta; Diptera; Drosophilidae. The record is from RefSeq and is a predicted model, not a curated record.
GUCGAGAUCGAUCCACAGUCUGAAUCGUUAAGAUCUAGAGUGAACAAGUCAACCUUAAGAUGAAAGCUAUUUUCGUGUUCGUCGCUGUGAUUUUCGCACUCCUCAGUGUCCUGGAGGCUGUGCCCGCUCCUCAGUUUGGUUACGGUAGAUUCGGAGGCGGAUAUCCUUAUGGCGGAUUCGGAGGAGGAUAUCCCAACUAUGGCGGAUUCGGAGGCGGAUAUCCUGGCUAUGGUGGCUUUAACAACGGCUACGGCGGAGCCAGUGCCUCCGCAACUGCCUCGUCCUCCGCCAACAGUUUCGGCAAUGGCUUCAUCGGAUAAAAAGUCUGUUGAAAAGUAUUCCUAAGCCC